Frankliniella occidentalis (western flower thrips) is the source of this 812-nucleotide messenger RNA. RefSeq names its product 39S ribosomal protein L32, mitochondrial (gene mRpL32). Gene Ontology annotation, cellular component: mitochondrial large ribosomal subunit. The record is from RefSeq and is a predicted model, not a curated record. The coding region runs from base 73 to 675 and encodes 200 amino acids. Gene Ontology annotation, biological process: translation. Lineage: Eukaryota; Metazoa; Arthropoda; Insecta; Thysanoptera; Thripidae. Gene Ontology annotation, molecular function: structural constituent of ribosome. The transcript is spliced from 4 exons.
AUUGUUGCUUGCAGGUUGAGUAGCCUGGAUAGCAUUUAACACGGAAGAAACUUGAAAGAAGAAGAAAGAAACAUGUCUGCUUCCAACAUGUUACGCCGUAUUUCAUCCGCUGUAACUAAAUUCGAAAAUUCUAUUGAAAGUUUGCUACAACAGUUCCUACCACCAGGACCUGGGUUCGCCUUAGCUGGGGUGGAACAACCCUUCACUAAACUACCCGGAAUAUGUUUCCCAAGUGCGAAAAAAAUUUGGGAAGAUGCUAUCCUUGCUGCAGUACCAAGAAACAGAAGAUCCAUUGAAAGACGGCUAACAAGACGUUUUGGAAAUCCUGAUUAUCAUUAUAAAAUGAUAUUUAUGAAAAAGAAUUUGCAGUCCUGUGCCACAUGUGGCAAUUUCCAUGAACCUGGUCUACUGUGUCCUCACUGUUACAGCAAGGUUAUUCAAGAAACAAAAGAAAUCAGUGAUAAAAUUCAAGAAACUUUGAAAUUAGAACCUAUUGAAAAAGAUGUGAUAGUUCUGUAUGAAAAUGACAAAGUAUCUCCAGAAUUCUUUGAGGGAAAGAGAAUUGUUGAGAUGGAGAAGCCAAGGCCUCAGUGGUUCUCCAGCAAUCUUAUGCAGCCCAGCACCCAGGAACCUGAUGAGGAUGCCAAAGAGGUGAAGCCAAAAGACUUGGCUUAAAUAUACCUUUAUCACCUUUAGAGCUUACAGACUGGUAGUGUAUUAUGAUUAUCCCACUGUUAUGGUUUAGAAUAUGAAGUAAUUAUCACUGUCUUCAUAUUGGCAAGGAAUGUCAAUAAAUUACUUUCUGCGCCUAA